AUUGAGAUACCGAAAAGAGUGCCAUAAAGUCUUAAAACACUUGCUAAUUUUGAAGACUAUAAAUCUGUGAAACACAGCCAUUGUGGAGGUAAUUCUGUUGGAGAUUGAGAAAGAGAGUGAAAAAAUGGCAGAGGGACAAGUUAUUAGUUGCCACACGGUUGAGACCUGGAAUGAACAACUCCAGAAAGGAAAGAACGACAACAAAGUGAUAAUCGUUGAUUUCUCUGCUUCAUGGUGCGGACCGUGUCGUGUAAUGUCGCCCUAUUUCGCAGAGUUGGCUAAAAGCAUGCCGUCCGGCAUCUUCCUCAAGGUGGAUGUGGAUGAACUUAAGUCAGUCGCAGAGGAAUAUGAUGUGGAAGCAAUGCCGACUUUCAUGGUGUUGAAAGAAGGGAAGGUUGUGGAGAAAGUUAUCGGAGCAAAGAAAGAUGAGCUGCAACAGACCAUUGCAAAGCACUUGAAUGUCUCUGCUUGAAAUGCUUGAUCGCCCAUUAUCUUUCCAUAUAAAUAUUUUCACGCUUACAAGUCUGGUUUUCCAGUUAUGCAUACAUUAAUACUAUCAUAAUGUUCUAACUUCCGCAUACUACGAAGAUUUAUAAGUAUUUUUUGGGCCAAGGCGGUAAAACUUCUUCCUCUUGUCUCAGUGUCUUGUUAUAAUUGAACAGUAUCUUGUUACC
Molecule: messenger RNA, 674 nt
Organism: Daucus carota subsp. sativus
Lineage: Eukaryota; Viridiplantae; Streptophyta; Magnoliopsida; Apiales; Apiaceae
Product: thioredoxin H1
Exons: 3
Coding region: 125-472 (115 amino acids)
Molecular function (GO): protein-disulfide reductase activity
Source: RefSeq, a predicted model, not a curated record